Messenger RNA from Solea senegalensis (Senegalese sole), 2271 nucleotides. RefSeq names its product debranching RNA lariats 1 (gene dbr1). Gene Ontology annotation, cellular component: nucleus. Gene Ontology annotation, molecular function: RNA lariat debranching enzyme activity; oxidoreductase activity. The transcript is spliced from 9 exons. NCBI's taxonomy places the organism in Eukaryota, Metazoa, Chordata, Actinopteri, Pleuronectiformes, Soleidae. Bases 247 to 1965 code for a protein of 572 amino acids. Gene Ontology annotation, biological process: mRNA splicing, via spliceosome. The record is from RefSeq and is a predicted model, not a curated record.
CUUUGUGUUGAAUCUGCCGCACACAAUCACAGUUGUUUUACCUAAGCCAGUGACGUACUUGCAGCGCACGCGCAGACGGUGACAGACGCGAGGUGGGAAAAUUCGUUCUCGCUCGUUUUUGUAAUAAUACGAAGUUCCCUCAUCUGCGUAAAAAUGAUUUUCAGAGUCAGUUUGUGAGUUUGGGACGGAUUAAAUCGGAUUAACACACUCUUCUUUGUCACACUCGCCUCACGUGUUGGCGCCAGCAUGAAGAUCGCGGUGGAAGGCUGCUGCCACGGUGAGCUGGACAAGAUCUAUGAGACCAUCGGCUACCUGGAGAAGAGGGAGGGGGUGAAAGUGGACCUGCUGCUCUGCUGCGGAGACUUCCAGGCCGUGCGGAACGAGGGAGACAUGAAGUGCAUGGCGGUUCCGGCCAAGUACAGGACGAUGCAGACCUUUUACAAAUAUUACUCUGGGGAGAAGAAAGCUCCAGUUCUGACCAUCUUCAUCGGAGGAAACCACGAGGCGUCCAAUCACAUGCAGGAGCUUCCCUACGGAGGCUGGGUGGCGCCAAACAUCUAUUAUCUGGGUUAUGCCGGGGUCGUCCGCUACAAAGGGAUUAGAAUCGGUGGAUUAUCGGGAAUCUUCAAAUCUCGCGACUACAGGAAAGGUCACCAUGAAUUCCCUCCGUACAACCCCGACACUCUGCGGAGUGUGUAUCACAUCCGGAAUAUUGAGGUUUUCAAAUUAAAACAGAUCCAAAUGCCCGUGGACAUCUUCCUGAGUCACGACUGGCCUCGGGGGAUCUACUACUACGGCAGCACGGAGGAGUUACUGCGUAAGAAGAGGUUCCUGCGUCAGGAGGUGGAGUCAAACACUCUGGGAAGUCCUGCUGCAGAGGAGCUGCUGGCUCACCUUCAGCCCAGCUACUGGUUCUCUGCUCACCUUCACGUCAAGUUUGCUGCUGUGAUGCAGCAUCAGGCUAAAGGGGACGCCGCUCCAAGAGUCACCAAGUUCUUGUCUCUGGAUAAAUGUUUGCCCUACAGGGAAUUCUUACAGAUAGUGGAUGUCCCAGAGAGACCGGGUUCAUCCGAGGGUCUGGAGUACGAUCCAGAGUGGCUGGCUAUCCUGAAGGCCACCAACAGUCUUCAGAGGACAACCCCUCACCCCUGGAACCCACCGGAGAACAACGGCCUGCACCAACGGUGGGAUUACAGAGUGUCAGAAGUGGCCAUGAUGCAGGUGGUGGAGGAUCUCAGCGGAGAACUCGCCGUGCCGGACAACUUCAGCCGCACCGUGCCGCCCUACGACCCCGGUAGGCCGCAGUACCACGCCGCGCCAAGCUGUGGCACCAACCCCCAGACGACGGAGCUGUGCGCCACGUUAGGCCUCACGGACCUCUACGCUCAGGUCGUGCAGGGAGGGGAGGAGCCGGGCCGAGUUUUGGGCAGCACCGGAGGAGAGGAGGAGGACGACAAUGAUGAAGAGGGGAAUGGCGCGGACGAGCCCAGCGAGUAUCCGACAGACACGUCGGGAUUGUCGAGUUCCUUUAAUCCGGAUGAGAUCACCAUCGAGGACGAGUGGGAGGAAGAGGAGGAAGAAGAAAUGAAGGAGAAAGAAGCAGCAGCAGCAACAACAACAACAUCAGGAGUUAAUCUCUCUGAAAUCCACACACCGAGUCGUAUGGUUCUGCCCGAGCCCAAGUCUGACGUCUCACCCAUUCACAUGUCCCGCCUCAUGAACCUGCCCCCUCCCUCACACUCCACCCCGGCUGCUCCUCGCUCUCACUCUGCAUCCGCAGAGGGGGGCGGAGUCUGUGAGGGCGUGGACGAGGAGGAGGUGGAGGAGGGCAAGGACGCGUCCGCCGCUGCGCGUGUUUUCAAACGCACCAGCGACGAGGCCGGAGGUCCCGGCAGCAGAGGCACGACUCCACGCAUCAAACGCAGGAACCAGGUCAUCUACACCGCGGAGGAGGACGAGGAUUAGAGGUCAGAGGUCAGGGACUCCUUCUGAAUCAACUCUGCUUUAGUUUCUAUUGAUUUGUGGGACUUUAAUUUAUGUGUUUAUCGUCAGCUUUUUAUACAGAAAAAACAUCAUGAGUUAUUGAGCUUUGAGUUAACUGAAGGACGACUCUGAUUUCUCAGCCUGGGCUCCGUUUUCCUCUGUUUUAACGGGUCAAUGAUCAACGGGGAUCAGGACUGAGCGACAACAGGUUACCUGGCAACCUCAAAAUGAGCGGAAGAAAAAACAGAUUUUAGUCACUUUGUAAAUGAUUCUCCCUCCUGCACCAAA